Arctia plantaginis is the source of this 225-nucleotide messenger RNA. The record is from the annotation of a GenBank genome assembly. Lineage: Eukaryota; Metazoa; Arthropoda; Insecta; Lepidoptera; Erebidae.
AUGUAUACUGAAGCGAUGCGCGAUGGUAUUGUCUCUACAGGAUAUUUACUCCAUGACAGUCCUCAUAUGACACAAGUGCAGCUUUUUGAUAUAGACUCUGCACCAGCUCAUGAAACACGACGCACACAAAACUCGGGUGGUCAAAUAUCUACUAUGACUACAACAGUUCAGAAGGUUCAUGGUGUCACCUGUCACAUGUCAUGUCCAUACAAGUAUGAUAAAUAA